AAAUGCUGCCCCUGAAGGAGCAGCUGGACACGCAGCAGGGGGCGCUGAAGGCCAGCACUGUGGAGAUGGCUGCAGUCAGAGAGCUGCUUGAGAAGGAAGAAGAGUCUCAUCAGCUCCAGUUGGUCAGUGUGGAGGAGCAGCUCAGUCUGAUACGUGAAGCUCUGCAGGACCAAGAUUCAUCAGUACAGAGUCUGCAGUCUGGACUCGCUGCCCAGCUGGACAACAUAAGGAGCCAAGUAGCAAAGCUGGCAAGUGAGCUGCCUCCUGCGGCUGAGUCUGUGGACGAGACGGUGGAGGAAACGACUCCUGCCGUGACAGCAGCUGAAGAAGAAGAAGAAGAAGAAGCAGCAGCAACGUUGGAUAUGAAUGUAGAAGAGGAAGCAGGUGAAGAUGAAGAGCACGUUGAGGUGGAAUCAGGGCGCCCUCAAGAGGACGAGGAGGAAGCGGACUCCACACAGGGUGUAAAGGAAGGUGAACAAAGUGUAGAAGAGGAGCCGACUUCAGAGAUGAAGGAAGGUGACGAGGAGGAGUCUGAAGGAGGCGAGGUUCAAGAUGAUUCAGCUGCUGAAGAGAAGAGGGAAACGUUGGAGCAGGAGACGGAGGCAGCAGGAGAAGAGGAGACAGAAAGACCUCAAACUGAGGCGGAGAUGGCGUCUGAAGACGACUCCCCACCGGAGGAGGAAGAGGAGGAAGAGGAAGAUGCAGAGUGGGAGGCAGAAGAGGAAGAUGUGGCAGAGGCUGCACCUGAGGAUGAAGAAGAAGAGUUACAGAAUGACGCUUAAUCAGACGGUAACUNGUUUGAUUUCAACCACCCCAACCGUGGCGUGAACACAGCUCUGAGUCUGAGGACGUGGUCUGUCAAUGACUACAGACUGCUGCUGCUGUACACUUCACUGUGACUGCCUGUUCAGAUGUAAUAUUUAAAACACCAUGCGUUAUACAACCUGAUGCCAACAGUCUCCAAAGCCUUAAUUUAUACAAAGUGUUUUCCACUUCUCACAACCUGCACUUCUUGGCCGUCUUUGUGGAAAAGUGCACGUCGGCGACCUGAAUGAGAAGCCAUCGCUCGAAAAGUGAAGCCAUAAGAACCGCCUGUGUCACCGACACACUCACGUCUUCUCUACUUGAUGUUUUUUCUGAUGAGAUUUUUUUUUUUUAAAGAAUUUACAGAUGCAGUGAAUUAACGUAGUCUGAGUGGUUCAUGUAGACAAGUCAUUAUAAUAUAAAAACAGGGGUCUCCAACACCCGGUCCGGGGACCGGUCCUGGUCCGUAGGUCAUUUGGUACUGAGCCGCAGUAAAAAAAUCUACUUCAGUUUUACUAAAUUUACUUCAUUUAAAAAGAAUCCAGUCAUUUCAUUUUACCCUUUUCAUUUACAGAUAAUCUGUUGUCACCAAACAACAGGUCAAAGGUCGUGCAGACUCUGAUAGUAACAGAAUAAAGUCUUAAAGAUGUUUUAUUUUGAAAUUUUAAAAAUCCUUUAACAAUGAUGCGAUAUUACCGGUCCACAAUAACAUCUAAUACGGCCGACCGGUCCUCGGUAGGACAAGGUUGGGGACGACUGAUUUAAAACACUAGCAAAAAAUAGAAAAAACGUCUUCAGUAAAACACACAGAAGAGGCAGAUUUCUAAUUACAAUAAUUUAAAUAAUUUAAAAUUUUACCUGUAGAUGAUAGAUUUCUUUUUUACUUUUUUAAAUGAACCGAGGUUUAGUACUCAAUAUAACAGACCUUCUGUUACGACUUUAUAAGUGUUUUUACUUGGAGCCACACCUUAAAGAACACAAAUACAUCACUGUGUUUCUGGAACGUCAUCCUGUCACAGCCUACACUGCAUAACAUUUGUAAUUCACAAAGUCUGUCUCCGUAUUUUGAAAUAACAGUAACUCAGGGACAAAUUAUUAUCUUCAUACAUCGAGAAUGAAACAAGUUGAAAUUAGUUAUUUUAAUGUGAAACACCCAGCACUAGUCCACUCAGCGCUGCCCCUACAGGAUGAGCAGAGGCUGAUUUUAAUGUUCAUAUAUUCUCCCCAUGAUUCCCACUUUUUAAAAGUUACAGUUUUGAACCAGGGACUCCGAGUAUCUACCUCAACAAAUUUGCAGCCAUUUUCAACAGAAAUUGGUUUAUCGUCAGACCACUAGAGGUCGCCAAAGUUCCGCCAAAAUGGUUUGUGUACCAUAGAUUUAGAACCACGACUGCGUCAAUUGCCACCAGGUGUGGCGUGUAUAGAAGCUGAAGUGUCCUUCUGAACGAAUGGUAACCACUAGGGUCCUCACAACGACUAAAUCUCUGAAAGCCCUUUUAUGCAAUAAAUAAUUAUUUUCAAUUUCACCCCUAUAUAAAAACAGAAGGCGUAAAUUGGGGGAAUUAGCCUUUGACGACUGCAGGACGGAAAAACAGCUGUAAACAUACGAGAGACUCAGGCUAGCUAAUGUUGCAGUGCAUCUGUAAUGAUAACGUGAGCAUAUUUCAAAUGUUGGUUUUUAGCUGCUUUUAUAGAGCAGUGCUGAUCGAUUCAGUGUGUUUAUAACAGUAGACAUAAAAGAUUUUAAAACAAGGCUAAGUGUUUAAAUCCUUCAACAGAUGAAGAAGAGCAGCAAACUGUAUCUUCUACAGUCACUGAUCUCAAAUCUGCUGAUCUGAGAAAUUCACUGGGAAGAAAAGUGGAAUGAAAUCUGCUAUAUUUAAGCUGUGACUGCAAGGAAAGUGAACAUAUCAAAAAAAUAUUUGCGUAAUUUUGAAAGUAUUCACAUAUAGGAGAUACAAAGGUACCUCUGUGGAUAUAUGAAUAAUAAUGUUUUCUUCCUAUGUUUUUUUUUUUGUUUGUUUGUUUGUUUUUGGACACUAAUAGCCACAUUUUACAAAAUGCAAUGUUUUGCCAAGACAUUUUUAAAAAAUAAACCCUGAUUCUGUCA
Molecule: messenger RNA, 2914 nt
Organism: Cynoglossus semilaevis (tongue sole)
Lineage: Eukaryota; Metazoa; Chordata; Actinopteri; Pleuronectiformes; Cynoglossidae
Product: major centromere autoantigen B-like
Exons: 4
Coding region: 3-782 (259 amino acids)
Source: RefSeq, a predicted model, not a curated record